This is a messenger RNA of Penicillium argentinense, 1029 nucleotides long. RefSeq lists its product as uncharacterized. The transcript is spliced from 3 exons. Gene Ontology annotation, biological process: succinate transmembrane transport; malate transmembrane transport; phosphate ion transmembrane transport. Bases 1 to 1029 code for a protein of 342 amino acids. Gene Ontology annotation, molecular function: sulfate transmembrane transporter activity; thiosulfate transmembrane transporter activity; succinate transmembrane transporter activity. The record is from RefSeq and is a predicted model, not a curated record. NCBI's taxonomy places the organism in Eukaryota, Fungi, Ascomycota, Eurotiomycetes, Eurotiales, Aspergillaceae.
AUGGCAGACAGUGGCAAGAUGCUCGAGGCCCCGGCCCAUUCGCGGGUGGCGCCCGUCUCGACGCCUGCGCAGUCGAAGCCGAAAAAGGUGCAUUACCCAUUUUGGUUUGGAGGUUCGGCCUCGUGUUUUGCGGCGGGUGUGACGCACCCUUUAGAUCUGGCUCCCGGACUUCUGUCCGCAGGUGUCGCCCCUUCGAAUCGAAUGCUGAUCGAAGCCCUUGUCGCAUUGCAGGUCCGGUUACAAACACGCGCCCCGGAUGCCCCGAAGACCAUGCUGGGCACCUUUGGACAUAUCGUGAGACAUAAUGGAUUUCUUGGUUUAUACAGUGGCCUGUCGGCUGCUAUUUUGCGUCAAAUGACAUACUCCACUACUCGAUUUGGCAUUUAUGAAGAAAUGAAGAGCCGCCUCUCGAAGCCCGAUUCCGGCUCUGGAUCUUCUUCCCCGGGACUCCUUACCCUUGUCGGAAUGGCCUGCACCUCCGGGUUCAUCGGUGGAAUUGCAGGCAACCCGGCCGAUGUCCUCAACGUCCGCAUGCAGUCUGACGCUGCUUUGCCCGUGGAACAGCGUCGUAACUAUAAACACGCUUUCGAUGGUCUGGUGCAGAUGACUCGGACAGAGGGUUUCGGUUCUCUCUUCCGCGGUGUUUGGCCGAACUCGACUCGCGCAGUGUUGAUGACUGCGUCACAAUUAGCUUCUUACGAUACCUUCAAGAAGAUCUGUCUGGAGAAAUUUGGCAUGAGCGACAACUUGGGUACUCACUUUUCUGCCUCUUUCAUGGCCGGCUUUGUUGCGACCACCGUCUGCAGCCCCGUGGAUGUGAUCAAGACUCGCAUCAUGUCCGCUUCUCCAGCUGAGAGCCGCGGCCACAGCAUUGUGGGCCUGUUGCGUGACAUCUGCCGUAAAGAGGGUCUGGCCUGGACCUUCCGUGGUUGGGUUCCCAGUUUUAUCCGACUGGGUCCUCAUACCAUUGCCACUUUCCUCUUCCUGGAGGAGCAUAAGAAGCUCUACCGGAAGUUGAAUGGUAUCUAA